AUGGCUUCAUCAGACAAAGAGGGAGAGAUUCUACCUGACUACAUUGAUGGAUACUAUUCCGUUGAUCAAAGCGACAUACCUGUCAAGUUUUCUCUUCUCCUAACCAAAUGGGACGACGAGGACGAUGACGAAGAUCCCACUGGUAGCUCGGUAGGGCCUGUGUAUCUGCGUGGCAACACUGAUAGUGGGAAUGAGUCUGUUUGUAAGCUCGCCAAAGCGUGGAAGUUUGAUCUAUUUGAUGAACAUCAUCCCAAGAUCGAAGUGCUUCUUCAUGGGAUGCGUUGGAUUACUCUACGAGGGUUGUGCUCAUCCUCAUGCCAUCCUUCGUCUGGAUCUGACUGA
Eruca vesicaria subsp. sativa (arugula) is the source of this 342-nucleotide messenger RNA. NCBI's taxonomy places the organism in Eukaryota, Viridiplantae, Streptophyta, Magnoliopsida, Brassicales, Brassicaceae. The record is from the annotation of a GenBank genome assembly.